Molecule: messenger RNA, 4423 nt
Organism: Mizuhopecten yessoensis (Yesso scallop)
Lineage: Eukaryota; Metazoa; Mollusca; Bivalvia; Pectinida; Pectinidae
Product: importin subunit beta-1-like
Exons: 24
Coding region: 143-2788 (881 amino acids)
Biological process (GO): protein import into nucleus
Cellular component (GO): nucleus; cytoplasm
Molecular function (GO): nuclear import signal receptor activity; small GTPase binding
Source: RefSeq, a predicted model, not a curated record
AUCACCUUUCUCCCGCCAUCUUGGAUUAUCACGCAGCCCACAUGGGGAAGUGGACUGACCGGCUCAAGAAAAAAUACAUCUAAGAUCAAUGAGUUGUUAGAAGAGUCUCAUAAACAAAGUUAGAACAGUGACCGAGCGAAAAAUGGAUCUUGUCAACAUUCUCGAAAAGACUGUCUCGUCCGAUCAACAAGAACUUGAAGCGGCACAGAGAUUUCUUGAACAAGCAUCGCAAUCCAACUUGCCGGAUCUGCUGCUAUCCCUGUCCGAUGUCCUCAAAAAUGCCGGAAACAGUGCAGUGGUUCGAAUGCAGGCUGGUCUUCAGCUGAAGAAUGCCUUGUACUCGAAAGAUCAAAAUAUUCGAGUUGAGUACCAACAGAGAUGGCUUCAGUUUCCAGAGGAAAGGAGGACUUUAAUUAAACAGAAUGUACUUGCUUCCCUGGGUACGGAGAGCAUCCGUCCAAGCUCGGCAGCCCAAUGUGUGGCCUACAUUGCCUGUGCCGAGUUGCCUACAGGGCUGUGGCCAGACCUUAUCACAGUCCUCACCAGCAACGUUACCAGCCCAGGAAGUACCGAGAUCAUGAAAGAGUCGGCACUCGAGGCCAUCGGCUAUAUCUGUCAGGAUAUCGACCCUGACAUUCUACAGACUCAGUCUAAUAUCAUCCUAACAGCUAUUGUACAUGGCAUGAAGAAAGAGGAACCAAGCAACUAUGUGAGGUUGGCAGCAACCAAUGCAUUGCUGAAUUCCCUCGAGUUUACCAAGGCCAAUUUUGAUAAAGAGUCUGAGAGACACUUCAUCAUGCAGGUUGUUUGUGAAGCCACUCAAUCAACAGAGUCCAGGGUGAAAGUUGCAGCGAUGCAGUGUUUGGUGAAAAUAAUGUCGCUAUACUAUAACUACAUGGAGCACUACAUGGGACCCGCCUUGUUUGCCAUUACCAUGGAGGCCAUGAAAAGUGAUGUGGAUGAGAUAGCUCUCCAGGGUAUUGAGUUCUGGUCAACCGUCUGCGACGAGGAAGUUGACUUGUCCAUAGAAUUGUCCGAGGCGGCAGAGCAGGGACGGCCCCCAGAAAGAGCAAGCAAGUUUUAUGCCAAAGGUGCCCUUCAGUACCUUGCUCCUAUCCUGCUUCAGUCCCUGACCAAGCAGGUAAUGCAUGAGGAACUUGACGACGAUGAUGAAUGGAACCCUUGCAAGGCUGCUGGUGUGUGUUUGAUGUUGAUGGCCAACUGUUGUGAAGAUGAUAUUGUUCCUCAUAUUCUACCGUUUGUAAAUGACCACAUUCGACACCCAGACUGGCGCUUCCGAGAUGCUGCUGUCAUGGCUUUUGGCUCCAUAUUGGAAGGACCUGACCCAGCCAAGCUGAAACCUGUUGUUGAACAAGCCAUGAGGAUGCUUAUUGAAUUGUUAAAAGACUCGAGUGUUGUUGUACGUGAUACUGCAGCGUGGACUGUUGGUCGUGUGUGUGAAAUGUUGCCCGAUGCCGUUAUCAAUGAACAAUGCCUAAACCCACUGUUAGUAGCGCUGGUAGAAGGCCUCACAGCAGAACCGAGAGUUUCUAGCAAUAUUUGUUGGGCAUUUUCUAGUCUAGCCGAGGCAGCCUAUGAUACUGCUGCAGAGGCGGCCGAAGAAGGCUCUGAACCCCAGACCUAUUGCCUGUCCAGCUACUUUGAAACCAUUGUAGAAAAACUAAUUAUAACAACAGAUAGGGCUGAUGGAAACCAGCACAAUUUAAGAAAUGCUGCUUAUGAAGCACUCAUGGAAAUGAUCAAAAAUAGUCCAAAGGAUUGCUAUGCAAUAGUACAGAAAACAACUUUAAUUAUCCUAGAAAAAUUGAACCGUGUUCUUCAGAUGGAGAAUAUGAUUCAGAUGUCGGCAGAUCGAGCCCAGUACAAUGACUUACAGUCACUGCUGUGUGCUACUCUACAAAGUGUCCUAAGGAAAGUUACCCCUGAGGAUGCACCAAAGAUCUCGGACCAGGUGAUGACAGCCCUGCUCAGCAUGUUCACAAGUUCUGCUGGCAAAACAGGGGGGGUGCAGGAAGACGCCUUACUGGCAGUGUCCACACUCAUAGAGGUUUUAGGAGAUUACUUUAUAAAUUAUAUGGAAGCUUUCAAACCAUUCCUGCUGAUGAGUUUGAAGAACUUUGAAGAAUACACAGUGUGUUUAGCCUCUGUAGGACUGGUUGGAGAUCUGUGUAGGGCGCUGGGACCCAAGGUUUUGACUUACUGUGAUGAGAUUAUGACCAUGCUUUUGGAGAAUCUAGGGAAUUCCACUGUCCAUCGUUCUGUGAAGCCCCAGAUUUUAUCUGCAUUUGGGGAUAUUGCCCUAGCCAUUGGUCCCAACUUCAAGCCUUACCUGGAAUAUGUGCUUAACACACUACAGCAAGCCUCACAAGCACAAGUUGACAAGACGGACUACGACAUGAUAGACUACCUAAACGAGUUACGAGAAGGAUGUUUAGAAGCCUACACCGGCAUAGUACAAGGUCUGAAAGGGGAUGGAGAAACGCCAAGCGCUGACAUUGACCUUAUCCAAGGUCAUGUGGGUCACGUCAUCUCCUUCAUAGAACACAUCGCUUUGGAUGAGGACCAUAGCGAUGACAAUAUCGCGGCCAGUUGCGGACUGAUCGGUGACCUCUGUACAGCAUUUGGUAUGAAGAUUCUACAGUUAGUUGACAAAGAACCAAUUACAGCCCUUCUGACGAAAGGACGUCGUUCUAAAGCCACUAAGGCUAAAACACUGGCAACCUGGGCUACAAAGGAGAUACGCAAGCUAAAGAACGCGGCUUCAUGAUGCUGACAUGGAAUAUCCUCUACUCCUAUGUGACAUUCGGAUACCGUAAACGUCCGUUUUGACAUCGGCUCGUCCAGCGCGACGAAUUGCAUUGAGUGAGAGAAGAGCGAGAGGGGAGAGAGAGAGAGUGUCCACAAAUAUGGCUCUGGCUGACCACCUCGUUAUCUGGGACUCCCGAGCCUCCCGAUCUCCAUGGGACAGCGGGCAGAGUUACAAACAAUUCCACAGUGCCCUCACCAGGGCUCACACUUACUGAGGAAACUCCGGGGAACACACCUAGUGAGGAAAUUCCAGGAAACACACUUAGAGAGGAAACUCUAACACUAAUUAAGGACACUUGUGAACAUUUGAGGACCUGCAAAAAACCCUGAACAUACAUAUGCGGGUAUUCAAAAAUGUGCAGUCUUUCAUUUAAAACUACAAGUUGGUUUCCUUACAAUGUGAUAAAAGACAAGUAUUGUGACAGUUCCUAAGUCACUAUGUCGCAGUUGACCGUGAAUUCACUGCAUUUUGAACACAGUUAUUUGUAUGUUUUUGCUAUUAAGUUAUGAAAAGUUUUCCAUAAUAUAUUUUGCAGAAUGUUGUAUUAACUUGUGAUAUAUUUUGCAAAUUUGACUGUUGGAGGAGUUAUCCCUGUUGAAAGAUGUGGCGAUACAUCAUUUCUCAGAUUGUGAUAUUUUUGUUUGGGAACCUAAAGUCCUAAUUUUGCAUGCAUUUACUGAGAUUUGAGAUCAAACUGUAGUUUUUUCAUGGUCAACAGCGUCUAUACACAAGACAUCCACAGAGAGAGUGUAUCCGUGCCAAGUUUUAUUGAGUGCAGUACAGUCCUUCACCAACCAAUAAAUGAAGUAGUUCAUUUGCCACUUUAUCUCCGUUAGUACUUUUCCGUAUGUAUGUGAAGUAUUCCUUAUUUGUUUACCGUUUCAUUUUGGUACCUUGUAACCUACAACUGAUCAUUUUGGCUGUAUGCAUUAGAAAAUUAUAUUCAAAGCAAACUUGAACAUUUUUCCAUUUGAUGGUUGGAGACAAUUCAUCUAAAAACUGUAAUCAUGACUAAAAAAUCUAGGGUGUGAGAUCUUGUUAACGGUUGUUUGCGGUUAAUUCCAGAGUGGUGCAGGUAUUUUCUUUGUUUAUAAUGAAAAUGUCAACUUUUCAAAUUGGGGAAGAUCAACUUAUUUUCUACCAUGUCGGUGUAUUGACAAAAUUGUUGUAUUUGAAUUAUUUUGAGGGAAAGAUAUCACUUUUAAAGCUGGAAUGAAAUCUUAAAUAAUCUGAAGUUUGCUGGACUGUGAAAUUAUUUUACUGAAUACAUUUCUAAGUGAUCCUAUCCAUGCAUGCAUAAAGCCAAAUAUGAGAGUGAAAUUCCUAAAUUGUUCAUUCCUCUUUUCUGUUAUCUGUUAGCCCUUUAAAUCUUGAGGACUGGUUCUAUACAAUGCAGAUUCCAUUUCUGUGCUCUUCAAGAGCUCUAUAUUUUCUAUACUAGUGCUAAUGAACAGAAGUGCUGAAAUUUUCGGGUGUUGUAUUUUUUGCUUAAUUUGUUUUUGUCAUUUUGUAAGCAGAAUGACACCCAAAUUUUAACAUUGUCAAAAAAAUCCAAUAUAAAGCUCAUUAAUAUAAAGGCUUUAGUAAAUAUCU